This is a messenger RNA of Colletotrichum lupini, 3870 nucleotides long. Its product is annotated as L-amino-acid oxidase. Bases 1 to 3870 code for a protein of 1289 amino acids. The record is from RefSeq and is a predicted model, not a curated record. Gene Ontology annotation, biological process: amino acid catabolic process. The transcript has 13 exons. Gene Ontology annotation, molecular function: polyamine oxidase activity; L-amino-acid oxidase activity. NCBI's taxonomy places the organism in Eukaryota, Fungi, Ascomycota, Sordariomycetes, Glomerellales, Glomerellaceae.
AUGGUCAAGCGAGCCAAGCGGUGCGUUCAAUAUCCAAAAGUCUCGGCACUCUGCGAUUGUGGAGAUUUCCGCUCAGAAUCCUCUGUCAUUCCGCGGCGUUUAUUGGCUGUCAAUGAUGCCAUUACGCCAAAGGAUGCGUUCUGCAACUUGAACCCUUGCGCCCGAGAGUUCUGCUCAACUUCUUUCAACUACAAACUAUCGCGACUUUUCAUCACAAGUCGUUGGUUCCUUCUCUUCUUCCCCUUUGACUAUCUGAUUCUCUCUCUCUUAAUACCACCACCCAACCACCUUGCUUCCCGCCCACAUGCCGAGACUAAAACCAAUGCAUCUCUUAUCUUUUCCUGUGGGAUUCGGAUCGGCUAUCUCAACCAAUUAGUGGGGAGCUCGGCACUCUUGUCCACCUCAACCCUUAGUUCCCCCAAAGUUGCGUUGGUGCGGUAUUUUUACGUUCCAUUAUUGAUUCGAGGUUCCCAGGUUUCCGACUGGCAAAGACAGAAACUUUCCCGCUCAAAUCCACACAACCUCCAGCAAUUUACCGAGUACUCCAUGAUUAAGGAACGCGUCAAGCGGCGCAAGGCAGUCUCCCCCAGUUUCUUACUACUCAUGGUCGUAAAUUAUCCCGCCCAGUUACACAACUUGAUCUCGGGCGAGCUUACGCUACCUUGGCAGAAUGUACAGAUACUGCUCGAUGUUACGGAUAUGACUUCAAUCUAUGACUCUUCCGGAGGGAGCCGGCAAACUGCAAGUCUACAUACACCAACAUCCCUGACAUCCCUGACAUCCUCGUCUUGUCCCAUGAUCCCCAUCUGCCAUGUUCAUCCCAAGGGCGCGAAGAGACGAAUCAGGGCGCCAACGACAUGGCUACGGCUCCAAGAGAACGGGGCCGUUGUAGACGGCAUGGGUUUGUUUGCCCCGCCAAACAACUUGGAAUUCGGCCGCUAUAGCUUCUCGUCCCUAUCUUCCCGCCUGCACCGCACCGCCUCCACUGAUAACGUCCAACACCCAAUGACUCGGAUCCUCCAGACAGACGACACUCGCCCUUGUGCGAUGUCAGUCUGCAUGGCAGCCACAUGGGAAGAAAAGCAAAAGGCGCGGGAAAGUCUCCGAUGGAGCCCUGACUUGCCGAACAUUGUUCCAGUAUCAGCUACCCUUGAGGUUGUAUCUAUCGUAGUUCGAAGUGCCACUUGUAGUGUAAGCGGUCCGACACCGCCAAGUUCUAACCGGUCGUCAUCCGAUGACCAAUAUUGUAAUGUUCAUGGAUCGGGCACCGAUGUGACCGGCGUCUUACUCGUCACCGGCGUACUAUCAUCGACACCUGCGCCUGACUAUAAAGAGCUGCGGGCGCAUCUUGGACAAGGAGAGAAGGGAUUCCAGAGACUCAUCCUCACGCCAAGCUUACCCCGGAUUCCCUCUGACUGGCCUUCUCCAUUUACAAUGGCUCGGUGGUUCCUAUCUUUCGUUGCUGGAAGCGCCCUUGCGGCGGCUUCUGGCCUUCCUAUGAAGCUCGAGACACGGAGCGCAGUCACCUCCCGCGUGUCCAACAUUCACAUCACUCUUGAGCAGCCCAUCGAAGAGACCGUCACAUUCACCUAUGGUUCAUGUCGAGGUGCCUCCAUGGGCGAUGCCCACCACACCAUCGUCAAGUCAGAGGUGCGCGACUCUCAGCGCCUCGUCUGGGUUCUCCCUGAAGAUGCUGCCACCGAUGGUUGCAUCUCCGCGUGGAGUAUCUCCGGCGAGUUGAAGGGCAGAAGUGAGCCCCAGACUCUGCACCACAAGUGGAAGCGCCGGGCUCUGAAGAGAUCUAUUGAGAUGAACAACGGCACCGGCAUUGACACGCUCGGAGCCUGGUUUGAGGGCGUCAACCUCCUCAAGGACAAGGAGCCCACCACGGUGGAUGUCGACGCUGCCAAGUCCAAGCACGUCGCCAUCGUCGGCGCUGGUAUGGCUGGUCUGAUGAGCUACCUCGUUCUCUCACAAGCCGGCAUGACCAACAUCAGCAUCAUUGAGGCUGGCCAGCGUCUGGGAGGCCGUGUUCACACCGAGUACCUCAGUGGUGGUCCUUUCGACUACUCCUAUCAGGAGAUGGGUCCCAUGCGCUUCCCCGAGCACUAUGUUGAUCCCAAGACCAACACCACUUACAACAUCACUGACCACCAGCUCGUCUUUCAGCUUGCUGCAGAGAUGAACGAGCUCAACAAGCACGACAAGAACCUCAGCGUCGACUUCAUCCCCUGGAUCCAGAGCAACCAGAACGGUCUCUCUUAUAAGAACGGCAUCAAGCUUCCCAACGGUCUGCCCCCUACUUUGGCUCAGAUCGCCGCCAACUCUUCGCUGGCUGUCGCCACGGUCUACGAUGAGUCUACCAACACCCUCAAUGAGAAAAUCGACGAGUAUCUUCCUGGUAGCGACUUCUCUGUCCGUAUGGCUCAAAACAUGUUCAAGGCCCACCGCGAAUUCCUCGACUCUGGUCUUCAGGGCCUUGGUGGCGAUGUCUGGUCCGAGUAUGCCUUCAUGGUGAACUACCUGAAGGGCUCCCUUAACUCGACGGAUGCCCUGGGCAGCUACACCGCCACCUCAUUCUGGGACACUCUCUACGAGGGCAUGUACUUCCAGGCUGCUUCCUACAAGACCAUCGACGGCGGUCUCAGCCGUCUCCCGCUGGCUUUCCACCCUCUCGUUGACGACAUCACCACCAUGGACCGCAAGAUUGAGCGCGUGCAGUUCGACUCGGAGAACUCCAAGGUCAACCUUCAAUGGCGCGAGUCCUUCAAGAACCAGACUUUUGAGACCUCUGAGUAUGACUACGCCCUGCUGGCUGUCCCCUUUUCCAUCAUCCGCAAGUGGCGCUUCCCGUCCCUGCCUUUGACCAUCUCCAACGCCAUCAAUGAGCUCCCUUACACCAGCGCCUGCAAGGUCGCCCUCGAGUUCUCUGAGCGCUUUUGGGAGCACUACGAAAACCCCAUCGUCGGCGGUUGCAGCACCACCUCUGACAUUGCUGGUAUCGGUUCCACGUGCUACCCGUCGUACAACAUCAACGGCACCGGAAAGGCCACCAUGUUGGCCUCGUACAUCUCGGGCGACUGGGGCCACCGCUGGGCUUCCGUCUCGGAGGAGGAGCACGUCCAGUAUGUUCUUGACGCCAUGGUUGAGAUCCACGGCGAGAACACCCGUGAGCUGUACACGGGCAAGUAUAAUCGUCGCUGCUGGGUUCUCGACCCUCUCGAGAGUGGCAGCUGGGUCAGCCCCGUUGCUGGCCAACAUCAACUUUACAUCCCCGAGUACUUCAAGACGUACGAUAACAUGAUCUUCAUUGGCGAGCACACCCCCUACACCCACGCUUGGAUCGCCUCUGCUCUCGACUCUGGAAUCCGUGGUUCUGUCCAGUUGCUGCUCGAGCUUGGUCUGGUUGACGAGGCCAAGGCAGCUGUCAACAAGUGGAUGGCUCGAUGGAUCGAUAUCAAUCGGUGGAAACCCAAAAGCAAAGGGUUCAGGAAGAGUCGAUUUGUCGCCAAGAAAUGGCAAGCCACCAUCUGCAUCGUGUCUGCAUUUGACCGCAGGCGUCGAGGAAUAGAACCACCAACGAUCCAUAUUCGCAAGGAUCCCCACAACAUAAGAGACGACAACCCACAUGGCCGUACCCCCUGUCGAAUGCAGCAUGCAGCCGAGCGUAUCAAGGUAGAUUUUGGGCUCAGCCUUGCAGAUAUGGUCAUCGUUCGACACCGCGUCGCACGGUUGGUUGGGACAGGGGUUCGGCCAGACCCGGGACACGAUGGUUCGGCAUCUGCUGACAAUGCCGCACUUCUGCAGCGCCAGGCUGAUCCUCUAACAAAGUUCUCAAGUUGCACUAGCAGUGGCCUGUUUGGUAUCUAG